This is a messenger RNA of Paracoccidioides lutzii Pb01, 636 nucleotides long. RefSeq lists its product as hypothetical. Bases 1 to 636 code for a protein of 211 amino acids. The transcript has a single exon. The record is from RefSeq and is a predicted model, not a curated record.
AUGGAAUGUACGAGGUGGCCAAUUCGCGUGCAGGGAAAUUGGAAUCUGCCUCCGGAGAAACCGCCAGAGGGAGCGCGGCCUUCACAAGAUCCGGCCUUCAUCCCUGAUCAUUUUUUUGUUUCCCCCUUUCAUGCGCCAACCGCCGUUGCAUGUAACGACCAGGAACGGCUGAGUCGCGCAGGGAUGCCGAAAUUCGACUAUCGGAUAGAAAGCCACUGUUGCAAAAAUUACCCCUCUCCUCUCGUGGAUUGCCAGGUUUCUCCGGCGAGGCCGGAGAUGCGAACCAUCACAGGAUCUCCCUGGUUCGGGCCAAACGAGUAUCACAAUCGUCGCCGGGGUCGGAGCAAUCGAAACGGAAAGGAGGCGCAGCUCCACGUCGCCGCGGAGAUAGCUGCGAUCGGGGCGACCUCCCUUACGUUGAAAAUCCCCCCAAUCGUCCCUCCCCGAUUCGCCGAGUUGGUGGGAUGGUGGUGGGAAUGGUGGGAUUCAGAACGGACGAGGCUACCACAUGCAGGAAAACCGGCCGAGGUGCAUACGCACUGGGUGCCACGUAAGACGGGCCUGAUGCUCACUGCCUGCGUCCAUCGGGUGAGGGAUUUUCGCCAUUGGCGCCGCCGGCCCAAGCGAGGGGAAUGA